ACAGGACCCAUCUUUCACUCUUAUUCACAGACUUUGAUAGUCUGGUAUUUGUUCCUUCCUUUACUUUCCCAGCUUCUCAAACUUCUAGCUUCUCACCACACCCUUGACCACUCGCUCUCCCUUCUUAAGGGUUUUUUUCCCUCUCGCCAUUUUCUUAAUCAACUCUGACCUGUUCGUUCGAUCUCUCCCAAGCGAGAAACCCACAUUCAUUUCAAUACACUUUAUAUCUCCCGGUGAGAUCUACAACUAAGAAAUGUCGUCUCCAAUUCAUAAAUAUCUUUUCUCACCACCACCUUCUCCACCAUCUCUUUCAAACGUUCGAAAACCGAAUUUCACACCUUUGAACAUAUCUUCUUCUUUAGAAACCCAACUUUGUUCUCCACGUACACCUCAAAACUUUAACGGAGGGUUCACAUUGGAUACUAUAUUCCCUUCUCCAUACAACCAACCCGUAUUUGGACCUAUCUUACGUACUCCGAAAUCUUCACGAUUCCCUUAUCCUUCCAUAACGAUUUCCGAACCUCACUUUUCACAAAAUGAAGAGGAUGAAACGGAAAACGUCGGUUUAAUAACUCCUAAAGCUACAACUCAAAUAAAGAAGGAAGAUCAAAGUUUUACACCUAAAACUCGUUCGAUAUCUAAAGAUUUGGAGAAAAGUCUUAAUUCAACGACAAAUGUAAACGUACCUUCUACUACAUUACCUAUCCCACAUACUUUACCAAGACCACUUUUACGUUUGUUGUUAUUGGGUGGUACGGUAUUAGCUUGUGUUUUAAUGUUGGUUCUUGUUCCUGGUGCUAGAUUACCAAGUUUGAAAGUCGCAAGCGUUACUAGAAGGUUGAAAUUGGAUAAUGAUGGAAGAGCUUAUUUGGAUGUUGCUAGAGGUGGUGUGAAAUGGGAGGAAGAGUAUGUACCACCGCAAGUUAAAGUUAGGUAUAUGAUGAGACGUUCGACAGGGGUUGUACCCACAAAACGUACAUUUCACCAACCUCAACCCCUUCCUGAAACCCACGAAUUCCUAGCACUUCAAUCUUAUCUACUUCAAUCAUCUUACGCGUCUUUACCACAUACCAUCGACCCUUCUGAACCUUUAGACGCAAAUGUUUUAUUAGGUCUUAACAAACCUUUAGUCUCUUCCACACCUCACUCACAUUCUUCCUAUUCCUCCCAUCCUACCGAGUCUUCCGAUUCUCUCGAUUCUUCCAACUCGCCUACGUCUUCCAACAUUGCCCACUCGAUCAUUUCGUCCGAUUCUUCAGAUUUGUUAAAUCAGUUUGAACAAUCUGAUGUGGCAAACUCAAAUCUAGGUCUAUCACUCUCUACAGAACUUAUCAAUCUAGAAUCUGAACGAGCCAACGAUGUAGUGAUAUGGUAUGGUCUUUCCUCUUCCUCUUCUUCAAGAUCUUCAUCUACAUCUUUGAAAUCAUCCGACAUGAAGAAACAACCACCAAAAGAGAUAAUGAACCUUUUAUCGAAAUAUCAUAAAGGUUCACGUCGACCAACUCUUUUAUCAUGUCACGAUAGAGGAGAUUUACCUUUAUUAAGAUCUAUUUUGGUUAGAUUAGGUUUAGAAAAAAGUUUGAAAGAUGAUUUAGUCGUUGUUAUUGGGAAUAAACCUGUUUACUUGUCUGAGGAGAUGUUCCAAAUUUCUUCUAACGAUAAUGGGAAUCAAAUACCCAAAAAUGAUAAAAACAGAGUUGAGACAGUUGAGAAAAUUGGGUUUGAUGAGAAAUUAGGAUCAAAGGGAAAGACGGGAGAGAUGGAGUUGAUAGGUAAAGAAAGAUUAGAAGAAAUGUUGAAAGAAAUUGGUUGGGUAAAAGAACAACCUAAGAAAAAAUUGAAUUUCGCAAUUUUGAAAAAGAAGAUAUCACAAGGAGAUUUAGAGAUGUUAUAGGUUUUUUUUCCUUUCUUCUUUGAUACUACUACUUUAACAAUCGUCAUCUUAGUGGUGAUAUCUUUGUGUGGCUUUUGUUUUUUACUUGACGUACUUUAUAGGUAUAUGGCGUUGGUAGAUGUUUCUUUCAUCAGCGCUGGACGCUGGACGCUGGGUUGGACGAUGGAAAUAGUCAUGCUUAUUAGAAUAUGAAUUUGGACAAUUUCCCA
Messenger RNA from Tremella mesenterica DSM 1558, 2103 nucleotides. RefSeq lists its product as uncharacterized. The record is from RefSeq and is a predicted model, not a curated record. Bases 254 to 1894 code for a protein of 546 amino acids. The transcript has 2 exons. NCBI's taxonomy places the organism in Eukaryota, Fungi, Basidiomycota, Tremellomycetes, Tremellales, Tremellaceae.